Salvia splendens (bonfire salvia) is the source of this 927-nucleotide messenger RNA. RefSeq lists its product as uncharacterized. The transcript has 2 exons. The coding region runs from base 1 to 927 and encodes 308 amino acids. The record is from RefSeq and is a predicted model, not a curated record. Lineage: Eukaryota; Viridiplantae; Streptophyta; Magnoliopsida; Lamiales; Lamiaceae.
AUGCCCGUUAUUAUCAACAGCCAGUUGACCCAGGGGCAGGAAGAUAGAUUGCUGGAAGUAUUGAAAAGAAAUCAGAAGGCGAUCGGAUGGAAACUGACGGAUUUGGUGGGCAUCAGCCUAGGCUUGUGUAUGCACCACAUCCGAUUGGAAGAAGGAGCCAAGCCACAUCGCGACCAACAACGAAAACUCAACCCUAACAUGAGGGAAGAGGUGCUGAAGGAAAUUGUUAAGUUGGUCUCGAUUGGAAGUAUCUAUUCCAUCCCGGACAGUAACUGUGUCAGUCCAGUGCACAUGGUGCCGAAGAAAGGAGGAAUCCAAGUCGUGAAAAAUGAAAAGAACGAAUUGAUCACGACAAGGCCAGUUACUGGGUGGAGAAUGUGCAUAGAUUACAAAAAUCUGAACCAAGCCACGAAGAAGGAUCACUUCCCUCUGUCGUUCAUUGAUCAAAUGUUGGAGAAGUUGGCAGGGAAGCAGUACUUCAGCUUCCUGGAUGGUUAUAGUGGCUGUUUCCAGAUCGCUGUGAAUCCAGACGACCAGGAGAAAACAACAUUCACCUUCCCCUUUGGCACAUAUUCUUACAGAAGGAUGCCCUUUGGCCUCUUGUCGAGCAGGAGAAUCGAGGUCGACCCAGCAAAGGUAGCGGUCAUUGCAAAACUCACAUAUCCUACCAACCAGAAGGACAUCAGAGCCUUUUUGGGGAACGCUGGGUUCUACAGAAGAUUCAUCAAAGAUUUCGCAAAGAUAGCCCAGCCUCUGACGAAACUUCUCCAGAAUGAUGUAGAGUUUGAAUUCUCAGAUACCUGCAAGGCCGCAUUCCAAUUUCUGAAGAACCGAUUGAUAAGCUCUCCGAGAAUACGUGCCCCUAACUGGAUUCACCCCUUUGAGGUGAUGUGUGAUGCUAGUGACUAUGUUGUGGGGCAGUGUUAG